UUUCCCAGAAUGCAUCGGUUACCAGAAGCGCAUUAUCACCAUCAUCGUCACUGUUUACAGCUGGGAUCAACGAUUUCGCGUUUUAUUUCCUGUAAAACCAAGCACGCGUCGUGGCAAAGACUUGGCAAUUGAAGCGACAAUUGUUUGGAGAAUACACACGACUUGAAAACUGGCCCCUCCGCUGCCCGUCACCAUGCCCGCGCUUUUGGAGAGACCAAAGCUGUCCAACGCGAUGGCCCGAGCCCUCCACAAGCACAUCAUGAGGGAACGCGAGCGUAAGCGACAAGAGGAGGAAGAAGUCGACAAGAUGAUGGAACAGAAGAUGAGGGAGGAGGAGGAGAGGAAGAGGACCAAAGAGAUCGAGGAGAGGAUGUCCUUAGAGGAAACCAAGGAACAGGUGAUGAAGAUGGGCGAAAAGCUUCAAGGGCUUCAAGAGGAGAAGCAUCAGCUCUUCUUGCAACUCAAGAAAGUCCUCCACGAAGAGGAGAAAAGAAGGCGGAAGGAGCAGAGCGACAUCACCACGCUAACGUCUGCGAGCUACCAAGCUAGCCUUCCCAUGCACGCGGGCCAGCACCUACUCAGCAUUCAAGGCAGUCCCGUGAGCCACAGUCGACCCGGAGCGCUGCUGGCAGAUCGCGGCAAGCAACUUUUCCAGAGCGCCAUUCUUCCCACGCGUCACUAUCAGGCGCCGGCGUUCUCCUCUGCUUCGGGCGAAUUCAGCGGGGGCGCGCACGAGUCGUACGGGGUGGCCCAAGCCCAGCAUCCCGCCACCUACGCCCCGGGGCCUUCCGUGCCGGUCAGUUUCGCUAGCGGAUCUCAGAUCAGAGGAGCGUCCGCCUUUCAGGCCAUGCAGUAUCUGCCGCACCAGCAGCCCGGCUACCCGGUCCACAGUCACUUCACCUCUCAGCCCGGCUACAUCCCAGGCGCCGGAAUCCCCCUCCAGAAGCAGCUGGAACACGCCAAUCAGCAGUCGGGGUUUACAGACGCGGGUGCCCUGAGGCCCAUGCACCCGCCCGCCAUGCAUCCCUCAGCUCAAGGCCUGCUGCCCACGCCGUCCAUGGCCGUGCAGAUUCCCGGCGCCAAGGUGAAGCCGCCACGUUCCGACCGGCGCGCUCGCUCCGCUAACGUCUUUUUCCAUGUCGCGCAGGCGGCGUUCCAGACCUCGCCGCAAGCCGCGCCGCGUCACGGCUUCCUGCCUCACGCCCAAAGCGGCCAGAGGUUUUACCACCACGGCAAGUGACUUCGGACGGGAUUCGGCAAUCUUUAGUUUCAUUUAGAAAUUCUACCGUGUGCUUAAUAAAAUGUCAAUUCAAUUCA
Messenger RNA from Corythoichthys intestinalis (scribbled pipefish), 1317 nucleotides. It is a transcript of the gene gps2, whose product is annotated as G protein pathway suppressor 2. NCBI's taxonomy places the organism in Eukaryota, Metazoa, Chordata, Actinopteri, Syngnathiformes, Syngnathidae. Gene Ontology annotation, molecular function: transcription coregulator activity. Gene Ontology annotation, cellular component: transcription regulator complex. The record is from RefSeq and is a predicted model, not a curated record. The transcript is spliced from 10 exons. Gene Ontology annotation, biological process: regulation of transcription by RNA polymerase II. The coding region runs from base 194 to 1240 and encodes 348 amino acids.